UUUCGCCAUGCAGGUUAGUGCAACGUAUCAUUCUUUCGGGAAAAAAUCCAGCAACUAUUUUCUAAUACAGCUACCAAGCCCACGGUGCUGCGCUACAAUUGUUGUCGAAUGUGUUCAUGCAAUGUAUUCAUUGUUGCUUUUGUCGGGUGAUAUUGAAACGAACCCUGGCCCUCCCGAUAUUGAUGACGUAAUGACUGAGUUGGGAAAGCUAGCUGCUGGCCAGUCAAAACUAAUUACCGAAGUACUAGACCUAAAAAGCAAGCUAUUGACAACAGACAAAAUCUUAUCGGACCUAAGUAAACGCAUGACUGAUUUAGAAGGACAUUAUAAAGCAAUUUCAUCUCUACGAACCGACCUAGAUACCAUAAGAACAGAUGCCUCUCAAAUGGCAGGCCAGAUCGCUCGCCUUGCUACACAGAUGGAUGAUGCCGAGAACAGGUCACGCCGUAAUAAUCUAAUAUUUUAUAAUAUCCCCGAUCCUAACUCGAAAGAAACAUUUGCAGAAUCUGAAAAAAUCAUUAUCCGCCACUGCAAUGAACACUUGAACUUCGUCGUUGAUCCCAAUCACAUUGAGCGUGCGCAUCGCCUUGGACGCCAUACAGAAGGCCGUGCUCGGCCACUCAUCGUAAAAUUUAAUCAAUUCAAAACUAAAGAAUCUCUCCUUUCUAAUGGCCCAAAAUUUAAGGGAAGCAAUUUCAGCGUCGGUGAAGAUUUCUCUCAGCCCAUCAGAUUUGCUCGCAAACGCCUUAUUGCUUUCGCCAGAUCGAAAUCCGCACCCUUUUCUCUGCGCUUCAACACAUUGCACAUUGGUACCAGACGAUACGUGUUUGACCAUUCCACCGAAUCUGUUAAAGAAAUAUCGUAGCAAUUGCCCAGUCAUCAACAUGUGCCUUCCCGCCCUCGGCCCGCCCCGCGAUCAAACUUGUUUCUUUCCGCUAUCUUUACUAACAUACGCAGCUUCAUCCCAAAACGGGACAUUAUUUCUAAUCUGGUCUCGUCAUCUUGCAGUAACAUUCUAAUAUUAACGGAAACAUGGCUUACAGAAGACGUAACGGACAGCGAAGUGCUCGCUGACCUACCAAAUUUUCAACUGUUUCGAAACGAUCGCAGGGGCACGAGGGGGGGAGGGGUACUUGUCGCCGUGAGCCAAAAUAUACCUUGUACAUCUGUAAACAUUGUGUCCGAUCUUGAAAUCCUAUGGCUUAAAUGUCAUGCCACACCUCAUUCAGUUCUGCUAGGCGUUUGCUAUAGACGCCCUCAUAGUACUCCAGACUUCUCUUUCAAGCUGAAUAACAUCCUAAGUGAAAUAACGACCAAACACCCCAACAUGCAUGUAAUUCUAUUUGGAGACUUUAAUUUUCCUGAUAUCGAUUGGUCAAGCCGGCUUGCACCAGCGGCUACAUCAAGGGAAUCAAACGAGUUCCUUGAGUUGUGCCUCAACUUUAACUUAUUCCAAAUGCUCACAGAACCAACCCGUGUUACCGGUAACUGCCAGAAUAUUCUAGACCUUGUCUUAACAAGUAAUCCCGAGAGCGUGUCAUCUAUCGCGUAUCUUCCCGAAAUCAGCGACCAUAAAGUCAUUCACGUCGACUUCAUAAUUA
This is a messenger RNA of Dermacentor silvarum, 1601 nucleotides long. RefSeq lists its product as uncharacterized. The transcript has a single exon. The record is from RefSeq and is a predicted model, not a curated record. Bases 8 to 865 code for a protein of 285 amino acids. Lineage: Eukaryota; Metazoa; Arthropoda; Arachnida; Ixodida; Ixodidae.